UUAACAGGAACUCCUUCUGGAGGGUUUGACCUUAGCCAUCUGUUCAUAUGCUGGUGUCUCCAUGACCUAGGCAUGGAGGAGGCAAGAGUGGCUGCUUUGAACCAGACUGAGUACCCAACUACUCUUGGGAGAAUGGACUGGGUGGGCUCAGCUGGAGGGAUGGAAGGGUUGCUGAGAUCAGAGAUGGAGCUGGCACAGACGUUUGGGUGCAACAGGUGCAGCAAAGUCUAUGCUUUGGAUGUAGAAGUUUGCAGGUUCAGUGUCUGGUUUCUCUACUAAAAUGUUCUCUGGUAGUGGAAAUUGGAAAUACGUCUGCCUGAAACUAUGGUGCUCCAGUGAUAGCUGGAGCAGAAAGCUGGAGUUGGCCACCUUCUGGGUAAGGUGGGUAGUAGUCAUCCUAGCCAUGCCUAUUCAAUCCUAUAUGUGUCUACCUAGAAGUAAAUUCUAUUGAGGCCAGUGGAACCAGGUAAUCCUAGGAUCACAAGCAGCAGAGAGUGAGGAAGAAGAUGAUGUUGACAUGGAAGUUGAAGAUCAAGACAGCAAGGAGACUGAAAAGCCAAACAUCAUUAAUUUUGAUACUAGCCUGCCAACUUCACAUGUGUAUUUAGGAUCUGAUAUGGAAGAGUUUCAUGGAAGGACUGUCCAUGAUGACGACAGUUGUCAGACUAUUCCAGUCUUACCCCAUCUGAUGGUAAUGUUGAUUCCUGGACAAACACUGCCUCUUCAGCUCUUUAGCCCCCAAGAGGUUAGCAUGGUGCGGAAUUUAAUACAGAAAGACAGAACCUUUGCUGUUCUUGCAUACAGCAAUGCACUUGAAAGAGAAGCACAUUUUGGAACGACAGCAGAAAUUUAUGCUUAUCGAGAAGCGCAAGAGUAUGGAAUUGAAACAGUCAAAGUAAAAGCAGUGGGAAGGCAAAGGUUUAAGGUUCUUGAAAUAAGGACUCAAUCAGAUGGAAUACAGCAGGCAAAGGUGCAAAUCCUCCCUGAGCGAGUUCUGCCUUCAACUAUGUCAGCAGUGCAGCUGGAGUCCUGCAGCAGAUGCCACUUAUUUCCUUCUUCCAAGCCUGCAGCAUGGCAGGAUCAACAUAUACAUCAAUGGCGGCAGAAAUAUCAAAAGCGCAAAUUUCACUGUGCUAGUCUGACUUCCUGGCCGUCUUGGUUGUAUUCAUUAUAUGAUGCUGAAACCUUGAUGGAAAGGGUCAAGCAGCAGCUGCACGAGUGGGAUGAAAAUCUUAAAGAUGAAUCGCUUCCAUCAAAUCCAAUAGAUUUUUCAUACAGAGUUGCCGCUUGUCUGCCCAUUGAUGAUGCGCUGCGAAUUCAGCUGCUUAAAAUUGGUAGUGCUGUUCAGCGACUGCGAUGUGAACUAGAUAUAAUGAACAAAUGUACGUCUCUCUGCUGUAAGCAUUGUCAAGACACAGAAAUAACUACUAAAAAUGAAAUAUUCAGUUUAUCUCUUGGUGGGCCUAUGGCUGCAUAUGUGAAUCCUCAUGGAUUUGUGCACGAGACGCUUACUGUGUACAAAGCUUGCAACUUGAAUCUGACUGGCAGAUCUUCCACAGAGCAUAGCUGGUUUCCUGGGUAUGCAUGGACUAUAGCCGAGUGCAGAAUCUGUGGAAGCCACAUAGGCUGGAAGUUUACUUCAACAAAGAAGGAUAUGUCACCUCAAAAGUUCUGGGGAUUGACCCGUUCUGCACUGCUGCCAAGGAUUCCAGAAACAGAGGAUGAAUCCGGUAAAAGAUCACUAUUGCUUUGCCAGUGAUCAAAUAACCUUACCUUGGAUACGUCAGUGUCUUCUUAAAAAAAAAAAGAAAAUCUGCAAAGUGCUGCAUCUUAUGUCUGAUUAUCUAAAAGGAUCUUUUCACCUGAGCUUUGUGCAGAUAAAAGUACUGUUGCUUCCAAAGGCCCUGAAAAAAAUGACAUUUUAAGAUUUAGACUUCUGGAGGAAGAAGUACCAAAUGUGUGACGGAGAUGAGAAAAAAAAAACAGUCCCCCCUCCCCAGAUUGUUUCAUAAA
Zootoca vivipara (common lizard) is the source of this 2013-nucleotide messenger RNA. The record is from RefSeq and is a predicted model, not a curated record. NCBI's taxonomy places the organism in Eukaryota, Metazoa, Chordata, Lepidosauria, Squamata, Lacertidae.